AUGUCACACUUCUUCUACUUGACUCCACAAAUUCUUCUGCCCUUUAGCCCUCUUACUUCUCAAGAGUUUGAUCUGAUCAGACGCAAGGCUGGAGCAUCUUGGCAGGAUGAAACACGAUGGUCAGAUUCUUCCGUGACAACAUACACAGGCAGUUACCGGAAAAAACAACUGGACAAGUCCAUGUGCAGCCAAUUUUCUUUUAGAGCAGGACAACAUGAGCCUGAGUGUAAACAGAUGUCAUUGCCAAACAGUUCUGCCUGUCAUCUUCUCUGCUGGGCUGGUACCCAAGAGACUACAGAUGUCAAAGGACUAUUCCCUGAUAUAACCAGGCCCUUUAAAAAGUCAUUUGAUGUCAAGCAUGGAGUGGCACAUCAAAUUUGGGAUUUUGGUGAUUGUUUUCCAACACCUCCAAAUUAUGGAAAAUACUGUAUGAGACCUAAAAAGCCAGCACAGGAGGCCCUGAUAAACUACAGUCGACGAGGGAAAGGUGUCCUAAAGCAUCUUCAUGGACGGUGCGAUUCUGAAAGCAAGGUUGGCUCAUCUGAGGAUUCAGAAGCUGAUCGAUACUCCGAUUAUGGCUGGGGAAGACCCUCAUCGCCAUUUAACUGAGUUGGAAAAUGAAGCCACAAUGCUGGAGGCGUGGAGUUUGCUUAAGAAACAACUUUGAGGUAUGGGGCCCUCCCAACAACCCCCGCCCAGGAACGUCUGGACCCUGGCAGGCUGGCUUUCUGGGACAAUUCCAUGGGCUUCAUUUCUCAAUUUUUUCCCUUUUGAAUUGGUGCAGAGAGACAAAAGUUUUUAUAAUCUUUAUUAAAUUUUCCUUUUUAAAUAAA
Molecule: messenger RNA, 833 nt
Organism: Nomascus leucogenys (northern white-cheeked gibbon)
Lineage: Eukaryota; Metazoa; Chordata; Mammalia; Primates; Hylobatidae
Gene: C7BH4orf51
Product: chromosome 7 C4orf51 homolog
Source: RefSeq, a predicted model, not a curated record